UUUCCCAGGGGGCAUUGCGGACGUUCUCCCUCUUCGGCCUCCAUAAUGGGGAUAGAUAUAAAGCAUAAGCACCAAAAAAAGACUUGCCGUCGGGCGCCAGUAACACAGAACCUGUACAUCAGGUUGCUAGUGAAGCUCUACCGUUUUCUGGCCAGGCGUACCAAUGCACCAUUUAAUAAAGUUGUACUGAAGAGGCUUUGUAUGAGCCGAAAAAAUCGUCCCCCACUGGCCUUGUCUCGUAUCGUUCGCAAGAUGAAAGCCCCAGGAUAUGAAGGCAAAACUAUUGUUGUUGUUGGAACUAUCACUGAUGAUGCCAGGAUCUUUGAAGUUCCUGCUUUGAAGAUUUGUGCCUUGCGAGUGACCGAGGGUGCUCGUGCUAGAAUUCUUAAGGCUGGUGGAGAGAUCAUUACUUUUGACCAGCUGGCUCUCCGUGCACCUCUUGGCCAGAAUACAGUCCUCUUACAAGGACCCAGAAAGGUACGAGAAGCAGAAAGGCAUUUUGGACUUGCUCCUGGUGUACCUCAUAGCAGCUCCAAGCCUUUUGUAAGAUCCAAGGGACGAAAGUUUGAGCGAGCUCGUGGCCGACGCAAGAGCUGUGGCUACAAGGUGUAAAAUAAAAAUGACCACCAAAGACAAUAAAAUAUCUUCUGCUGUA
Messenger RNA from Actinia tenebrosa (Australian red waratah sea anemone), 655 nucleotides. RefSeq names its product large ribosomal subunit protein eL18. Gene Ontology annotation, biological process: translation. Gene Ontology annotation, molecular function: RNA binding; structural constituent of ribosome. Gene Ontology annotation, cellular component: ribosome; cytosolic large ribosomal subunit. The record is from RefSeq and is a predicted model, not a curated record. Lineage: Eukaryota; Metazoa; Cnidaria; Anthozoa; Actiniaria; Actiniidae.